This is a messenger RNA of Phaeoacremonium minimum UCRPA7, 501 nucleotides long. RefSeq names its product putative binuclear zinc transcription factor protein. Bases 1 to 501 code for a protein of 166 amino acids. The transcript has a single exon. NCBI's taxonomy places the organism in Eukaryota, Fungi, Ascomycota, Sordariomycetes, Togniniales, Togniniaceae. The record is from RefSeq and is a predicted model, not a curated record.
AUGGAGGGCAUUUCACUUGCCGCUCCUACGGGCUCAUUGAGGGGUCCGAAUAGUGCCUCGAUGUCCGGCUUCCAGAGCGAGAGCAUCGGCACAAACGACAUGUCAACCUCACCAGACGGCGGCCAGUCCGACCGACCAACGCCGAACUCGUCGUCGGCGUCUGAUCGACAGAACUUGAACACGGGCCGAAUGAGCUCCGGCGGCAACUCAUUCGAGACCAGCCCCGUUACGCAAACCCAGAACGUGAGCCAGAGCGACGUCGACCGCAAUGUUGCCGCAUUCUUCAACGACCCUACGAACGGCUUCAGCAUGGGCACCGGCAUGACACCCGAUCAGCGGUUCACCAUGCCAGACACGCCUGGCGGUGAGUUCACCGUGCCGCCGGGCUGGGAACUGCCCGGGCAGACUGGCAUGACGCCGGUUGCCGAGGGCGUGCUGCGAACGAUCAUGCAAAUGGGGCCGAUGGAAACGAUGGAUCUCGGAUGGGAUCAUAACCCCUGA